AUGACAACCUUUAAAAGCCCAAACUUACUCAGUGAACAUUCUGAUAUAGUUUCAAAUCAACAUAUGUUUACACUUGAACAAGAAGGAAUAAACAUUAAUGAUGUUGAUUGGGAAUCUAUGCCAUCUGAUGAUAAUGAAAAUGAUGGCAUGUCGGCUCAUACCAAUAGAAGCAAUCAGAUUCAAUCCGAUGAGAACCGGGACCAUUUUGAUUAUUACUCAUCAUCACCAUACAAUAAUUCUAGUUCGCGUUCGGACAAUGUUCCAAAAACUGAGUAA
Molecule: messenger RNA, 276 nt
Organism: Rotaria sp. Silwood2
Lineage: Eukaryota; Metazoa; Rotifera; Eurotatoria; Philodinida; Philodinidae
Source: the annotation of a GenBank genome assembly